Messenger RNA from Hydractinia symbiolongicarpus, 1634 nucleotides. RefSeq names its product melanocyte-stimulating hormone receptor-like. The coding region runs from base 273 to 1121 and encodes 282 amino acids. Gene Ontology annotation, cellular component: membrane. NCBI's taxonomy places the organism in Eukaryota, Metazoa, Cnidaria, Hydrozoa, Anthoathecata, Hydractiniidae. The record is from RefSeq and is a predicted model, not a curated record. Gene Ontology annotation, molecular function: G protein-coupled receptor activity. The transcript has a single exon. Gene Ontology annotation, biological process: G protein-coupled receptor signaling pathway.
UUUAUCAGUUUAACACAUAGCCACAUCCAAUUUUCAUACCUUUAUCAAAAAGGAACGUUUAGUUCAUAAAAAAGGACGAACUUUGCAACACGUCUUGGCUAGUGUGAAUUUUUUUAUGUAUUUCUGCAGGAUAAAUCAUACAAGGAUGAUUAAAAGUCGCACACUUUACCGCUGUAUUUUUUAAUGAGACAUACAUAGCCAGGAAUAGCAGAUAAUAAAAGUUUCCAUUGGUAUCCUUCCUCUUCAGAAAUUCAGUUACUCUCGGUGGUUAUAUGUCAAGAAUGAACCUAAUCUUAAUAAAGACAGUUGCAGCUGCAUUACCGAUAACAGUUCAUACGAUUGGUUUAAUUACGUAUUAUUACGCCAAAGACUAUCAAAUCGAACCCAAUACCUAUGUACUUCUUGUAAAUUUAAGUUUAUCAGAGCUGGCUAUCGUGGCUUCACAAUUGAGCAGGCACAUCUUGCAGCUAUGCCAUGCUGAUUCGGUUUACGUGUACUAUCUGGCAGUGAUUGAGUUUCUUGGAGCUUCUGUUCUCUAUCUGCUUUUUAUGAUUGUGCUAACUGUUGACCGAUACUUAAGGAUACACUUUAACAUAAGGUAUCCAACAAAAGUUACAAGACGGCGCACAAAACACUUAUUGUUAACGAUUUGGUUACUUGUUUUCAUUGGAACUGCAUUAUUUAUGGCUAUACACAAAGCAAACGAAAAUAGUUUGAUGAGGAUAUGUUAUUUAUACUUAUAUCCAAUUGUUGAUAUGAUAUUUCUUGUUGCAGCUCUUUACACGUAUUUUUUCGCGUUAAAGAAGAUGAGACAUAACAAUAAGAUUUUGGCACCUCCAAUGGGGUACAAAAGAAAACGAACCGCGAAAGUGAUUAAAGUGAAACAAUAUAAAGGAUUGCUGGCCGUGACAUUGAUCAUUUCAACCUUCCUUGUAUUUAUUGUUUCCAUGGACCAAAUGAUCUUUUACUCAAUCCUUCUUGACAUCAACUUGGGUAUAUACUUGGAGACAUAUAUGUUUGUUUCCUACAACAUUGGAUUCUCAACUGAUGUUUUUAUCUAUAUUUGCAUGGUGCCAGCUGUGAUGAAGGCAUUCAGGAAAAAAAUAUUGCGUAGAAGGUGAUGCAAAUCUUGGAAUUGUUAUUUUGUAUCAAUGAAAUUAAUGGGCCAGUUACAAAAAUAUAAAUCGUAUCAAAUGGACAUUUUAAUUUAAGAGUUUUUUCGCCUAAAAUCAGUGGAAAAUGUGAUGAUAACCAAAGAACCAUACUCCAAUUCGUUAUGUUGAUGAUUUAUUGUCUGUACAAAAGAAUGUUUCACCUUUAUUGUUGGAAACAAACCAUUAUGUUCAAACCCUUUGAAAUCCGACUACCCUUCCUUUUUACUGAACAUCUUAUGAGCAGAAAUCAUAAAAACUUGUUUACAACUUCCAGGGUAAUCGCAACAGAAUAAGUGACGUUGACUCAGUUAAAAAGUUUGAACCAGAACUAACGUUAAAUAUUUUGAUGAAAAGUUGUAUAUAUCAUUUACAAAAUUUGCAUUAUCUCUUGUUGUAGUUACCAAGGUGUAAGAAGUACACCAAAAUGACCAAAACGUCUAUUAAUGUACGCAUAUACUUAGAGUAAAAGUUAUGGUUGAA